Drosophila willistoni is the source of this 1215-nucleotide messenger RNA. RefSeq lists its product as uncharacterized. The transcript has 2 exons. The record is from RefSeq and is a predicted model, not a curated record. The coding region runs from base 102 to 323 and encodes 73 amino acids. NCBI's taxonomy places the organism in Eukaryota, Metazoa, Arthropoda, Insecta, Diptera, Drosophilidae.
CAACAUGAGAUUGGGAGCUGAAUUCUAGAUGAUUGCCAGCAAAUGGAAAGCGAACCUCAGACAGAUCGGACAAACUCACAAUAAUCGAGAAUUACUAUACGAUGCGACUAUUAUGGCUAUGUUGUACUUUAGUAGUUGCUACCAUUCUAAUCUCUCAGCCCGAAGGCAGUCAAGGAGGUCGUGUCAUCUACUAUAAUACCAUCAGUGCAAAUCAGACCGUUAAGAAUGUCACCGAGGAGGCGAUGCUACUGAGUGUGAAUCGUUCACACUGUCGUCGUGGCUUUAUGCACGAUCACCAUGGACGCUGCCGGCGGAUUGUUUAGAUCCGAUGGCCUGCCGUUUCAUUCAUUAUCAGAGCCCAUAAAAUAUUUAUCAGUGUAACUACGUCACAUUAUCACGUGUAGAUUGGUCUUGGCGCUUGGUGUUUAGUUCUUGGAGGUUGCCGUGUCGUGUCAGGGGAUGGAAACGGUUAGAUAUAAUGAUGAAAUAAUUAUAGUGAAUUGUGAACUUUCAUCGAGUCGCGUAAAUGGCAACUGGUAACUGGCAAAUGGCAACGGGCAACGUGUUCUGUAUGUUCAAAAACGAUAUCAAGAUACAACUACAAGAUACAAUUGAGGGAGGCAAACACAGAUAAAGUCAAUGUCUGUCUCCCUCGCUCAAACACACACACACCAACACACGCUGCCUCUCUCUCUCUCUUCUGAGUCAUUGGGCUAUUUCCAAAUGUUUUGGUUGCCAUUUGGUCACAUUUUUCGGGAAAUUUCAGUAUGAAACCCAACUGAUAACAACCGCCUAAAUCUAACAGCGUAAAAUCUGUGACGUUGCAUAUAUUUACCAGGAAAACGUUUAUGAGAAAAUCACAGCUGGGCUACACUAGUCAGAGUCCAAACGAUGAAAUCAACAAUUAUAAUCAAAGAAUCAGACAAAAUCAAAAAAAUGUUCGUGGACGCGUGGUAAGUUGUCAUCCAUAGAAAUUGUCUGUUUGUUUUUUUUUUUUUGAUGAAAUUGUCGAUAUUCCCUUGAAUUUUGAAUGAAUAAGCAAACUGAAAAAAAACACUUAAAAAGAAGAAAAUACACUUGUAUCUAGAUUCGCAGACCGCCUAAAUAAUUAGCCUCUUUAGUUUUAUUGACCCAAGAUUAUGAUAUAAGCCGACAUUUUUACUACCUCAUCUGUAAUAUAAUUUUACUUCUCUAAUAUAAUUUUAAUCCUUUUAG